CUCUAUCAGCAACUUCUUCCCCUCAUCGUCUCCGUUCUCUCCGAACAACCACUCAGCUCGUUUUACUCGAAAUCUCCUUGAUUAAGUUGUUGCAGCGACACACUUCUCAAAAUGCUGAUUAAGGUCCGUACACUCACCGGCAAGGAGAUCGAGCUCGAUAUCGAGGCCGACUACAAGGUGUCUCGGAUAAAGGAGCGUGUUGAAGAGAAGGAGGGUAUCCCGCCCGUGCAGCAACGGUUAAUUUUCGGUGGAAAGCAAAUGGCCGACGACAAAACCGCCCAAGACUACAAUCUCGAAGGUGGCGCGACGCUACAUCUUGUCCUUGCUCUCCGAGGCGGCUGCAACGCUCUGUAGACGUCCUGUUUUGCCGGUUAUGUGAAUGACUUACCUCCCUGAUGCGCAUGCGAAACACCCUUGCCCUCUGCCGCGGUGAAAAGCUGGAACAUCGGAGACAGGUUGCGUGAUAGCAAUGAGGGGUUGAGGGGGUUGCGGGAGCGCUUAAUAUACCCAGUUUGAAGACGAGCGUGGUUAUCAUGAUAUCGAUGUUCUGGUAACGGAGAAGCGGGUGCUUGG
This is a messenger RNA of Aspergillus versicolor CBS 583.65, 573 nucleotides long. RefSeq names its product NEDD8 family protein RUB1. The transcript has 4 exons. The record is from RefSeq and is a predicted model, not a curated record. Lineage: Eukaryota; Fungi; Ascomycota; Eurotiomycetes; Eurotiales; Aspergillaceae. Gene Ontology annotation, molecular function: protein tag activity; ubiquitin protein ligase binding. Gene Ontology annotation, biological process: regulation of proteolysis; modification-dependent protein catabolic process; protein neddylation. The coding region runs from base 112 to 354 and encodes 80 amino acids. Gene Ontology annotation, cellular component: nucleus; cytoplasm.